Molecule: messenger RNA, 1204 nt
Organism: Harpegnathos saltator (Jerdon's jumping ant)
Lineage: Eukaryota; Metazoa; Arthropoda; Insecta; Hymenoptera; Formicidae
Gene: Gmer
Product: GDP-L-fucose synthase-like protein
Exons: 7
Coding region: 102-1058 (318 amino acids)
Biological process (GO): nucleotide-sugar biosynthetic process
Molecular function (GO): GDP-L-fucose synthase activity
Source: RefSeq, a predicted model, not a curated record
UUGGAUUCUGUCAGAUUUCGUCGCGCGUGCGCGUGUAUCGCUCCGAUAUCAUAAUACUACACGAAUUUUGGUGUUUGAAGUACAGUUAUAUUCUGUACAAAAUGAAAGUCGUACUCGUAACUGGCGGUACUGGACUAGUUGGCAAAGCUAUUCAAAAUGUCAUUGCGUGUGACAAGGGAGAAGAUGAAAAGUGGAUAUUUAUUGGCUCCAAAGAUGCAGAUUUGUGUGACAAGGAAGAUACUCGCAGAUUGUUUGCUGAGCACAGACCCACACAUGUUAUUCAUCUGGCCGCCAUGGUCGGUGGGCUUUUCCACAACUUGUCUCACAAUUUAGACUUUUUAUUGAACAAUAUCCAUAUGAAUGACAAUGUUCUCCAUAUGGCUCACGAAUAUAAUGUUUUAAAAGUCGUUUCGUGCCUUUCCACUUGCAUAUUUCCAGAUAAGACGUCGUAUCCCAUAGAUGAAACCAUGGUUCAUAAUGGGCCACCACAUCCUUCAAAUUAUGGUUACAGUUAUGCUAAACGACUAAUAGAUAUUGCAAAUAGAGGCUACCAUGACCAGUAUGGCAGACUAUACACCAGUGUAAUUCCUUGCAAUGUGUUUGGCCCAUAUGACAACUUUAAUCCUAGCUCAAGUCAUGUUAUACCUGGCUUGAUGCGCAGACUUUAUGAUCUGUGCAAAGAUGGAAACACCGAGGAUAAAGUAUUCACAGUACUGGGAUCUGGUAAACCUUUGAGGCAAUUCAUCUAUAGUAUAGACUUGGCGAAAUUAAUAAUCUGGGUACUGCGUGAAUACAAUUCUGUGGAUCCAAUUAUAUUAUCAGUGGACGAAGAACAGGAAAUUUCGAUAUCACAAGUGGCCGAGUCUCUGGUGCAGGCUUUCAACUUCAAAGGCAAAGUGGUGUAUGAUACGUCGGCAGCGGACGGCCAGUACAAGAAAACUGCGAGUAACGCGAAAUUACGAAAGUACUUGCCAAACUUUCAGUUCACGCCGUUCAAACGGGCGAUCAAGGACACCGUCGAUUGGUACAUAGAUAAUUACGAUCGGGCGAGAAAUUAAGGCGGGGAAGAUCGGGUAUAUCGAUAUCGAAUGUUACCUGUUAGAAUUUGCGGGAUACCGAAGAUAUGAUACUUGUGAGUAUUAAUCGUAUGGCUUUAUCAUAUUGUAAAAAGUUAUAUUUUUUGGAAUAAACGAUCUAUGCGAUA